AUGCAGUCCAUCCUGCUGGGCCGGGUUCUGGUGCUGCUCUGGGUGUCCACGGCUUGGGCUGAUGUCCUGGUGCAGCCAGAUUUUGAUGCCAAGAAGUUCUCAGGCCUCUGGUACGUGGUCGCCAUGGCCUCCGACUGCAAGGUCUUCCUGGACAAGAAGGACCACCUGCUGAUGUCCACCAGCACCGUGGCCGCCGAGGCCGGGGGCAACCUCAGUGUCCACAUGGCGUUCCCCUGGGGUGACGGCUGCAACCGGGUGGACGCCGAGUUCCUAAAGGUGGGCAUGGAGGGACACUUCCGAGUCCCAGACAUGGGCUACCUGGACCUGCGCAUCGCGAACACGGACUACAGCUCCUUCGCCGUGGUCUACAUCUACAAGGAGCUGGAGGGGGCGCUCAGCACCAUGGUGCAGCUCUACAGCCGGACCCAGGAAGCCAGUCCCCAGGCCGUGAAGGCCUUCCAGGACUUCUACCCGACCGUGGGGCUCCCGGACGACAUGGUGGCCAUGCUGCCCAAGUCAGAUGCGUGCUCCCCGGGGGGCGCGGAGGCACCCUGA
This is a messenger RNA of Pipistrellus nathusii (Nathusius's pipistrelle), 555 nucleotides long. Lineage: Eukaryota; Metazoa; Chordata; Mammalia; Chiroptera; Vespertilionidae. The record is from the annotation of a GenBank genome assembly.